CAACCGCCUUUCGAGUUUGGACCCCGUUUCGUCGCAGCGCCGAGGGUCGGAUUCGAACGAACCCCGACCGGACCCCACGGGCCCCGGAUUCCCUCUGGCUACCCCAGAUUCAUCCAUUGAUUCCCGAGGGCCCUGGGUACAAGUAUGGUCUGAUGCCCCCGCUCCUUGCAUUGCGCGUCAGUAUCAACUGUCCAUUGUCUCUGACGCCUCUUCUUCAUCUAUAAAGUCUCUCCCGCAUGAUGGCACCCGAAAAGCCAGUCAUCAUCGUUGGUGCCGGCCUGUCUGGCCUGGUGACGGCCUUUGAGCUCUCGCGCAAGGCAAUCCCGACCAUUAUCCUAGACCAGGAGCCUCGGUCUUCGUUGGGCGGACAGGCAUUCUGGUCGCUUGGUGGUUUGUUCAUGGUCGACUCGGCGCGACAGCGGCGGAUGGGCAUCCGCGACUCGCGCGAGCUCGCGUUGCAGGACUGGAUGGGCAGCGCCCAGUUCGAUCGUCCAGAGGACAAGCACCCACGUCAAUGGGCUGAGGCCUUUGUCAAUUUCGCGACGGAUGAGAUGGAGUCGUAUCUGACCGAGCGAGGGCUCGGGUUCCUGCUCAAUGUCGGUUGGGCGGAGCGUGGCGAUGGACGCGCUGAUGGACAUGGCAACUCGGUACCGAGGUUUCACAUCUCCUGGGGUACGGGCCCAGAGGUCGUGCGCGUCUUUGCCGAGCCGGUCCUCGAGGCUGAGAAGAAGGGCAGUGUGGUAUUUCAAUGGCGGCACCGCGUCGAUGAGGUGAUUGUAGAUGACAGCGGACGGGCGAUUGGCGUGCGAGGCAAAGUCUUGGAGGAGGUCGUGGCCGAGCGUGGCACUAAGACAUCACGAGUCGAGAUUGAUGACUUUGAGAUUCUUGGCGAAGCCGUGGUCGUCACGUCAGGCGGUAUUGGCGGCAACGUCGACGCGGUCAAGAAGAACUGGCCGGUUGAUCGACUGGGCCCAAAGGUGCCGGACAAUUUCGCAGUAGGCGUGCCGGAUCACGUCGAUGGCCGCAUGAUCGACAUUGCAGAGCAGGCCGGCGCCAGUGUCAUCAACAGGGAUAGGAUGUGGCACUACACAGAGGGACUCCAGAACUGGAACAGUAUCUGGCCCCUUCACGGCAUCCGCGUCCUGCCAGCACCAUCCUCGCUCUGGCUGGAUGCCACGGGCAAGCGACUGCCGCCGUUUUUGUUUCCGGGAUCAGACACCCUCGCGACUCUCAAGCACAUUUGCAGCACGGGCUACGACUACACAUGGUUCAUCCUCAACCAGACCAUCAUUGCGCGCGAGUUUGCCCUGUCCGGGUCCGAGCAGAAUCCAGACAUGACCAACAAGUCCAUAUGGCAGUUUAUCACCACGCGUGUGCUAGGCAAGAAAGGCACACCACCUGUGCAGGCGUUUAUGAAACACGGCGUCGACUUUGUCGUCGAGGACAACCUUGAGGACCUGGUUAGCGGCAUGAACCGCCUCGCGGCCGAACGGAACGGGCCCGCGCUCUCGUUCGACGACAUUGAGAACGUGGUCAAAAUUCGAGACAGCCAGAUGGACAACCCGUACUCGAAGGAUGCACAGGCCAUGCUCAUCCAGAACGCAAGGACCUACUGGCCAGAUAAGCGUGCUCGCGUCGCUCCGCCCCACAGACUGCUCGACAAGGCGUACGGACCGCUCAUCGCGGUGCGCAUGAACUUGCUGACGAGGAAGACGCUUGGCGGUAUCGAGACGAACCUCCAGAGCCAGGUGAUUAGGGGCAACGGCAGCGUCUUCAGGGGACUGUAUGCUGCUGGCGAGGCUGCUGGCUUUGGCGGCGGUGGUGUGCACGGCUACAAUUCUCUCGAAGGGACCUUUGUGGGCGGCUGUAUCUUCUCUGGGCGAGCCGCUGGCCGAGCGCUCGUGGAGGAUCUGCUCGGCAAAGAUGCUACGGGCGACGCAAAGGUUACGUCCAGACUUUAAGAUGGCGUAUUGUUUAUAGCGGUCUUUUCUGUCAUGCGUUCCAUUUAAAGUUGAAUGGAUGAAUGCUAAGGUAGCCUUGCACCCGGAUGGCGGACGCGCCUUCUCCUAGCGACAACUGUCCUAGAGAUAGGUAUGAUUUCUCCGCUGCCUUUAUAAGCAAUCUCUCGCUUCCCAUUCUUGCUUGUUCCCAUCAUUUUCCUACGUGUUCGAGAUCCAUCAUCUUCAAAUUCCCAGCUCAGCGUCCGACCCUCAGUAUGCCUUACCCAGGUGCCGACGGCAAUAUGUAUCAGGAUAGCGUCUUUGCUGCCUCGCGCAGUCACAGGCCCAGGAACUUGGUGUACCCAUGGAACCAA
Emericellopsis atlantica is the source of this 2314-nucleotide messenger RNA. Its product is annotated as FAD binding domain-containing protein. The record is from RefSeq and is a predicted model, not a curated record. Gene Ontology annotation, molecular function: oxidoreductase activity, acting on the CH-CH group of donors. NCBI's taxonomy places the organism in Eukaryota, Fungi, Ascomycota, Sordariomycetes, Hypocreales, Bionectriaceae. The coding region runs from base 237 to 1961 and encodes 574 amino acids. The transcript has 2 exons.